Microthlaspi erraticum is the source of this 2664-nucleotide messenger RNA. NCBI's taxonomy places the organism in Eukaryota, Viridiplantae, Streptophyta, Magnoliopsida, Brassicales, Brassicaceae. The record is from the annotation of a GenBank genome assembly.
AUGGGGAUGAUCUUUGUACCUCAUCUUCCUUCACAAUGCAGAAGCUUCUCUCCAUCUGUAUUCAACCACGUCUCCGGAGAAUCCUCACCCUCUCGUCUCUCCUUCAAAACUUCCGGCGACGAGAACUGGGUUUCUCGUUUCCGGUCGAAAUCUCUCAGUUUUGCGUUUUCUGGAGCUCUCGCUCUCGGAUUAUCUCUGUCCGGAGGCGUGGGAAUUGCAGAGGCAAAAGUGGGAGUAAACAAACCAGAAUUGCUUCCUAAGGAGUUCACUUCUGUCAUAGAUGUUGCUGGUUUUCUCUCUAAUGGCCAGGAGAAAAGGAUUGCUCAAGAAAUAUCCGAUCUUGAGAAAGAUACAGGAUUCAAGUUGAGAGUGUUAGCUCAAAACUAUCCUGAUACGCCCGGACUAGCCAUCAAGGAUUUCUGGAAUGUGGAUGAUAACACAAUUGUGUUUGUCGCUGAUCCCACUUUUGGGAACAUAUUGAACUUCAAUGUUGGGGCCACCGUUGAUUUAGACAUACCUCGUAGUUUCUGGAGUCGUUUGGCUGGGAAAUACGGCAACAUGUUUUACUGGAAAAACAAGGGAGAAGAUGCAUCCAUUGAAGCUGCAGUGAUGGCAAUAUCGAAUUGCUUACGAGAACCUGUUGGCAUUAAGCAGGAACAGAACUGUGAGAGUGAAUCUCUGCUUCAGUAUAUGGUCUCAGAAUCUGCUGGUACGUUUCGUCAGCACAAUGGAUUUGGAAUCCCAGCCGAAGCCGGAGUCGAAACUCAUGUCACUAACUUCUCAAACAAUCUCUGUCUUCAACUCUAUGGAUUUCGAUUCCCAGCCGAAGCCGGUGUUGGAGCUAAUGUCAUUCAUUUCGACAAAAAUGACUCUCCUCAACAACUCUAUAGAUUCGGAUUCGGAGCAGACGCCCGAGCCGGAAACGGAUUUCACGCAACUCCUUACUCAAACAUUGGAGCUCGAUCCCGAGCCGGAGCUUAUAUCACUCAUCCAUCAAAUAUUUUCCCUCGUCGUUUCUAUGUCUUCAGAGUGGGAGAAGCUUAUUCAGUUAUUUGCUUAUGUCCUCAGGCACAAGUAAGAUUGGAAGAAGGAAACGUUUGUGUGGAUGAACAAGUCCCGUUGCUGAGCACUAACAAGUGGUGGUGUAUCCCUUACCACGGGAAGGAAUUCAGGUUUUCAGGAGAAGUCGAUACCCAUUUUCGCUGCGAAAACUGCAAUGGCAAGAACCAUAAAGAACAUAAGCAGGCUCCCGUUGAGAUCAGACACACUCUUCAUCCAAAACAUUCUCUUCAGCUUGUUUUGUUGCAGCAGUCUAACGGAACGAGGAAAUGCUACUGUUGCGAUGAAGAUCUCGUAGAGAUAAUUUAUUACUGCUCGGCUUGUGAUUUUGCAAUUAAUUUUGCUUGUGCAGAGACACCACCCGUCUUAUAUAUACACCAUCCCAAGUGGCACGAGCAUUUACUCAUUCUGUUUCCAAGAAAGACUUCCUUAACUUGCAACCUAUGCGGAUUGGCCGAUUCCACAUGCUUCCCUUUCUAUAUGUGUUCCCCAUGUGACUUUGUGGCCCAUAAAAGUUGUCUCAGCUUGCCAAGCCUGAUAAGGAUCUCUCGACAUCGCCAUCGUAUCUCUUUUACCCCUUCUUUUGACCGAGGAGAUUGGUUUUGCGGUGUUUGUCGGAGAAAGAUGGACAAGGAAUAUGGGGGUUAUUCUUGCAUGAAAGACGGUUGUUCGUAUGCCGCUCAUUCAAGAUGCGCCACACAGAGCAAUGUGUGGGAUGGUCAUGAACUGGAGGGAGAGCCAGAAGAAGUUGAAGAAGAAUAUGCUGAACCAUUUGUGAAGAUAAGCGAUGGAGUCAUACAGCAUUUCAGUCAUCAACCUCAUCAUCUCAGACUUGAAGACAACGCAUGCAAUGAUUACGACGAGAAUAAGCAGUGUCAAGCAUGCAAUAUCCCAAUCUAUUCCGGUAACUUCUACUCUUGUAUUCAAUGUGAUUUCAUUCUUCAUGAAGCAUGUGCGAAUUGUCCUCGCAAAAUACACCACCCAAUACAUCCACAUCUCCUCACUCUAAUGGGAGGAUAUGACGGUGUCAUGGACUAUCGUAAGGAUAGAUGUUCAGCAUGUCCUUGGUUGUGCAGAGCUGGUUUCUCUUACCAGUGCGGUACAGAAGGAUGUGGUUUUAUGCUACAUGUACAGUGCGGCACAAUCUCUGAGCCAUUAAUCCAUGAAAGCCAUACGCAUCCUUUAUUCCUAACAUCCAAACCAGGAGAGCAAAGAAAGUGUUCGGUUUGCAAAUGUUCAUAUAUUCAUUGCAAGGAAACGUUCAACUGCAUUGAAUGCGACUUUGCUUUAUGUUUCGAAUGUGCUACUUUGCCUCAAAAGCUCAAGUAUAAGCAUGAUAAGCAUAUGCUAGUUCUUUCUUAUGGAGAGGAGACAAGUACCACGAUAUAUUGGUGUGAGCUAUGCGAAAGAAAAAUCAAUCCCAAGGAGCGGUUUUAUAUGUGUGAUGAAUACUGCUGCGUCACACUACACAUUGAAUGUAUGCUUGGGGUGGACCUAUACAUGAAGCCCGGUUCAUCAUGGUUCUACUUCGGUAGAAAUCCUUCUAACAAGUUCACCAGACAUCCACAACAACACUCAAAGAACCCUCUCUCUCGUCUCUGUUAA